AUGUUUAUAUCAAUUCAAACAAUUUGUACUUGUCAUGGAUAUCUUCUAUUUGAAUCACUUCAUUGUGAACGAUGUCGAUCAUUAAUUCCAUUUCAAGUUACAGAUGAAUCUUUACUUGAUCCAAUAUCAACAAACAAUAUAAAUAACGGAAUUAAUAUUGAUAAUCAAAAUAAAUCAGCACCUGGUAUGCUUGUAUCAUAUAGAAAACAACAAGCACAACCUACAACAACAGGUCGUGUUCGUCUUCGAGCGUUAUGUCCGUUUUGUAAUAGUGCAACAUUUGUUAUACGUUAUUAUUGUAAACGAGAACGACUUUAUUAUCAUUUACGUUUACAAAAUUGUGGUGAAAAUGAACAAAUUAUAUAUAAAUCAAUAGCUGAUACACAAAAUUCGAUAAGUGUCGAUGAAUUUGGUAUAAAACGUGAUGGAUCUGAAAGUUCAAUUCUUGAAAAUGGUGAUGAUAUAUAUUCCGUAAGUGGUUCUAUAUCAAAUCAAACACCAUCAAUGUAUGCUUACGAUCAAAAUGGUUUACCUACUGCUCGAGAUGCACAAAUUGAAAGUGAACGGAAUUUAUAUGGAUUAAAAGAUUUAGAAGGUGAUUUAUUUAGUGUAUUAAGAAAUGGUUUAUUUUAUGAUACAUUAAUUCAAUGUCAAGAUGAUGUUAAACUUCAAGUACAUCGAUGUGUUCUUGGUGGACGUUCAUCAUGGUUUCGUCAUCUUAUUGCUGAAUAUCAUGAAUCAAAUACCAAUGAUGAUUAUGUUUUACAAAUAAGUAUUGAUGAUAUUCAUUCAGAAGUUAUGAAUGAAAUAUUAAAUUUUAUGUAUACAAAUCGUUGUUUAAUAACAUUACAAAAUGCACCGGAUUUAUUAAUAGUUGCAAAACGUUUUGAAUUAGAAAAAUUAAAAAAACAAAUAGCUGAUUUUCUUCUAUAUCGUUUAACAGUUGAUAAUGCUAUUGAAAUGUUAAUAUGUGCACAUGAAGCAAGUUCGGAAGCACUUAAAUUAGCAUGUAUACGUUUAAUUAAUCGUCAUGCAGAAAAAAUCAAACGUACAGAAAAAUGGAAAACAUUUAAAACACAAUAUAUUGAUCUUGUACCGGAAUUAUAUGAAAAUCGAGUUGAACAUCCAACACCUGUACGAUCAGCAUAUAUACCCGAUGUUUUUAAUGAACCAACAGUAGCAUCGGAAAGUCUUCGUGCAUUAAGUCAAUUAUAUGACAAUCCCGUUCAACAAAGAAUUGUAACACCUGCACGUCGUAUUCUACCUCUAUCAUCAAGAUCUGGACAAUCUGGUCCACCUUCUAUACUUAAAUCAGUUCGAUUAGUACAAUCACCUGAAACAAAUAUGGAUAUACCUGGUGGUCCUUAUCCACAACGUAAUGAUUCAAAUCUUUCAUCAAUUAUAGAUCGAGAAAGUCCAACAAAACAAAGUAGUAUGAAUAGUAAUCGACGACCUAUACCACCAAUUACACGUAAUAUGCAACCAGCUAGUAACCGACAAAAUUCGGAUGUCGAUAAUUAUCGUCGUCCAGUUAAUUUAAAUGAACCAAAUCGUAUUUUUCCAACUAUACAUCAUCGUACCGGUAAUAGAAAUACUCAAGAAAGAAUACCAACACCACCACCUACAAAAACUGGUGUAUCAAAACGUCCACUCAUGAUAAAUAAUAAUCCGAAUGAUCAUAUGACAAUGACACGAGUAGUUAGUAUUGAACCUUUCGAUUAA
This is a messenger RNA of Adineta steineri, 1722 nucleotides long. The record is from the annotation of a GenBank genome assembly. Lineage: Eukaryota; Metazoa; Rotifera; Eurotatoria; Adinetida; Adinetidae.